AUGGCCGACAACGGAGUUCAAAUACUUAGUCAGGCCGAACUUAUGGCCCAGAUGGCAGAACUGCAAGCGGAAGUCAAGAGACUAGCCGAGCUAUCCACUCAGCGCAACAAAAAAGAGGAAGGCAACUCCAAAGAUUCCACUCAAGGAGGGGCCGAGCUUAUAGGUGUCAACCCACCCAAGGAAAAGCUGACCUUGGACAACCCGUUUUCUGAAGAGAUUACGAACUUUCAGAUGCCAAAAAAUUUCACGCUUCCUUCCUCUCUUGAGCCAUAUAAGGGGAUUGGUGACCCCCGGGCUCACAUUAAGAAAUUUCAAUCUAUGAUGUUUUUUAACGGACCUAAUAAUGAUCCUGUGCUUUGCAGAGCUUUCCCUACCUAUCUAGACGGGGCCGCCCUACUUUGGUUCUCAAAAUUGUCUGCAGGAUCAAUCGCUUCCUUCGAAGAUCUAGCUAGGUCAUUCAUCGACUAUUUUGCAGCAGCUCGGAUCUAUGUACAUGGAUCACACUAUCUAAGCACCAUCCGCCAGGGCCCGCAGGAAAGUUUAAAAGAUUACAUUACAAGGUUCACAGAUGCCACCAUGGAAAUACCCGACUUAAAUCCUGCCGUCCACCUACACGCCCUUAAAGCCGGACUCAGGCCCGGAAAAUUCAGAGAAAUAAUCGCGGUUACCAAGCCAAAAACACUGGACGAAUUCCGAGAAAGGGCAGCCGGACAAAUGGAGAUCGAAGAACUUCGAGAGGCCGACAAAUCCGAAAGGAGACCAAGAAAGGAGGACGACAGGCCCUCCAGAUCGGUGAACGCCAGAGACCUCGGCAAACCAUUCAAGCUUACUCCGAAAUUCGAUAACUACACCAGAUUCAAUACGAAGAGAGAGAAGAUAAUCAAGGAGAUACUGAACGCCAAGAUUAUAAAGCCACCGACCAGAGCAUGGAGCUAUCAAGAUCAGCGAUUCGUUGACAAAAGCAAGCACUGUGCCUUCCACCAGAAAUAUGGUCACACCACUGACGAAUGCGUGAUAGCCAAAGAUCUCUUGGAAAGAUUAGCACGACAGGGCCUCUUGGACAAAUACAUCGAGGGCGGAAAACACAGGGAAAGUAACAAAGAAGAACAUCAUCAAACCUCGGUCAGCAAAGAAACCAACAAAUGGUCGAACAACAAUCCACCCAAGGGGAUAAUAAACUGCAUAUCCGGAGGAUUCGCUGGCGGCGGCAAAACAAGCUCGGCACGAAAGCGGAGCUACCGUGCGAUGUUAGCAAUCGAAGGAACGACACCACCAAACAACAAAGAUAUUCAGGAUUUAGAAAUCACUUUCAACCAAGCUGAUAUAUGCUCAGCCGCUCCUCACACAGACGACCCAGUAGUAAUUUCUAUUCAGACAGGUGACCUUAUGGUAAGAAAAGUCCUUUUGGAUCCAGGUAGUAGUGCCGAUGUUCUUUUCCAUUCUACUUUCUUAAAAAUGAAUCUAUCUGAAAAACUAAUACAGCCCUCAUCCGGAGAAUUAGUAGGAUUCUCUGGCGAGAGAGUACCAAUCAAGGGGUACAUAUGGCUAAGGACGACGAUGGGAAACAAUCCAUUAUCAAAAACCUUAGACAUACAAUACCUGAUAGUUGACUGUCCCAGUCCCUACAAUAUUAUCCUCGGACGGCCUGCUCUGAAUAUGUUCAGGGCAGUCGUAUCUACUUACCAUCUGUGUGUUAAGUUUCAGGCGCAGGAUAACAAAAUAGCGACAAUGCACUCUGAUCGACAACAAGCUCGGCAAUGCUACAACGCUAGCUUAAAAAGAUCGGACGUAAACCGGAAACAAGGGGAGGUCCAUUCAAUAAAUGGCUCAGAAAUCUUGUCUUUGGCCGAGCUUGACCCUCGAGGGGAUGCGCAGGAAAGACCUCAGCCGGCAGAUGAGCUACACGAAAUCCAGCUAACAAAGGUGCCGGGACAGGUAACCUACAUCGGCCAAGCACUAAGAGGUCAGCAAAGAUCGGAACUGAUCAAAUUAUUACAAGAAUACGCCGACUUAUUCGCUUGGACCCCGGCGGAUAUGCCUGGCAUUAGCCCAGAUAUCAUCUGCCACAGGCUAGCCACGAACAAGACAAGCCGACCUAUAGCCCAGAAGAAGCGAAACCUCGGCAACGAGAAGUCAAAGGCGGCCUUAGAAGAAACGGAGAAACUCCUCAAAGCUAACUUCAUUAAGGAAAUCCGCUUCACCACAUGGCUCUCAAACGUGGUAAUGGUAAGGAAAAGCUCAGGUAAGUGGCGCAUGUGCGUCGACUUUUCAGAUUUGAACAAAGCAUGUCCUAAGGACGCUUACCCCCUACCAUGCAUUGAUAAACUUGUGGACAACGCCUCAGGUUUUAACAGCUUGAGCUUCAUGGAUGCAUACUCUGGGUACAACCAGAUUCUAAUGCACCCAGAAGACCAAAGCAAAACAGCAUUUAUAACUGAACAUGGUAAUUUCUGUUAUAGAGUUAUGCCGUUUGGCCUAAAGAAUGCAGGUGCAACCUACCAGCGCCUGAUGGACAAAGUAUUCCGACACCAAAUAGGUCGGAACAUCGAGAUCUAUGUGGAUGAUAUGGUCGCCAAGUCAACUAAAGAUCGGUCACACUGCGACGACCUCAAGGAAAUAUUUGAACAGAUCCGGACAUACAAUAUGAGAUUGAAUCCAGAGAAAUGCGCCUUUGGAGUACAAGGAGGAAAGUUCCUAGGCUUCAUGUUGACUUCCAGAGGAAUCGAAGCAAACCCUGAGAAAUGCAAGGCUAUACUCAACAUGACAAGCCCCAAGACAAUAAAGGAAGUACAGCAACUAGCAGGAAGGAUAGCCGCCCUCUCCCGAUUCUUACCCGCGGUAUCAACUCGGUCACAUCUAUUCUUCCAGACGAUCUUAAAAAACAAACAGUUCCAAUGGACACCCGAGUGCGAGACGGCGUUCGCCGAACUUAAGACCCUUCUAUCAUCACCUCCCGUUCUACAAAGACCUGAAGUCGGCAAGCCACUGUACCUAUACCUAUCUGUUUCCAAUCAUUCCAUAAGCUCGGCUCUCGUCGUUGAGACAGGAAGGAUUCAACAGCCAGUGUACUUCGUCAGCAGAGUAAUGCAACCAACAGAGCAAAGGUACCCUAAGAUAGAGCAGCUCGCCCUUGCACUCGUGGUCACGGCAAGGAGGCUAAGACCUUACUUCCAAAGCCACACAAUAGUAGUAAGAACGAAUCACCCAUUAAGGCAAAUAUUAACAAAACCUGAGCUGGCAGGACGAUUGACCAAAUGGUCGGUUGAACUCUCGGAGUUUGAUAUUCAGUUUCAGACCAGAUCGGCCCUCAAAGCACAAAUUCUCGCCGACUUUAUCACGGAAAUGACCUCAGACAAACACAUUGAAACAUGGGAGUUACAUGUGGACGGGGCAUCAAGCCGAGAAGGGAGCGGGGCUGGUAUAAUCUUAAAAGAGGGAAAUAAGGUGGUAGCCGAGCAGGCUCUCCAGUUUCACUUCUCGGCAAGUAACAAUCAGGCCGAGUAUGAAGCCCUGAUAGCGGGACUCAAGCUCGCCCUAAGCCACAAAGCGACGAACUUAACGGCACAUUGCGAUUCCCUCCUGGUGGUCCAACAAAUCCGAGGAGAAUUCCAGGUAAAAGAUCCCUUGCUAGAGCGAUACUGGCUCAUAGCAAAGGAUCUAAUUUCAAAUUUCAAUUCAUUCACCAUAAUACAUGUACAUAGAGAACAAAAUGUCAGGGCGGACAUACUAUCUAAGCUCGCCGCUACAAGGGCGGAGACACAAACAUCAACAUUAUCACAACACACACUCACAAAGCCAAGCAUUGAACUGUUAUCUAUUGAAAGCAUUAACCACCUCCAUGAUUGGAGGAGACCUUUCCUUGAAUAUAUCUGUACAGGCACCAUACCCAGGAACGAGCUUCAUCCUCAACAGUUCAGACGGAAGGCAAGCUUCUACACGAGAAUAUCAGGGGAGCUAUACAGACGAGGUUUCUCACAGCCAUUACUGAGAUGCCUAGACCAAGACCAGGCCCGAGAAGUAAUGAAUGAAGUCCAUGAAGGAGUGUGUGGGAACCACAUAGGAGGACGAGCUCUCGCCGCUAAGAUAAUCCGAACAGGAUACUACUGGCCGACCAUGAAGAGAGAUUGCAUAGCAAGGGUCAAAACAUGUGACAAAUGCCAGAAGCACGAGGCGAUCUCAACGAAGCCAGCCGAGGUAUUACACAGUAUGGAGGUGAGCUGGCCUUUCCACAGAUGGGGGCUGGAUAUCCUCGGCCCUUUCCCAACAGCACCAGGACAGGUAAAAUUCCUCUUGGUAUCCAUAGACUACUUCUCAAAAUGGAUAGAAGCACAACCCUUAGCAAAAAUAACGGCCGAAAAGGUACGAUCUUUUAUUUGGAAAAAUAUGAUCUGCCGCUUUGGAAUACCAAAAGAAAUAAUAUCAUACAAUGGUAGGCAAUUCACGGACAAUAAGCUCGGUUCAUUCCUAAAAAGUUUUAAUAUCCAACAUCGUUUUAGCUCGGUGGAACACCCACAAACUAAUGGGCAAGCCGAAGCUGCUAACCGAGUUGUGUUGCAGGCAAUAAGAAAGAAGCUUGAUAACGCGAAAGGAGAAUGGGCCGAACUCAUCCCCGAAGUACUGUGGAGUUACAACACCACAAUACAUAGCACCACAGGCGAAACACCUUUCAAGUUAGUCUACGGCUCAGAAGCACUAAUCCCCAUCGAGGUCAGAAUUCCAACGUUAAGAACCGAACUAUACGACGAACAACAGAACCUAAGGGCCAGAAAUGCCGAGCUUGACCUAGCCAAAGAAGAUAGAGAAAUCGCCGCCAUCAAGCAAAGGGCCCAAAAAAGAAUAAUGGAAAGAAAACGCAAUAAGAUGGUGAAUCCAAGGACAUUCAAGGAAAGCGAUCUCGUACUCAGACGAACAGAGGAGGCCAGGCGACCUCCAGCCCACGGCAAACUCGCUGCAAACUGGGAAGGCCCCUUCCGUGUAACCAAAGUGCUCGGCAAGGGGGCAUAUCAACUCCAAACACUACAAGGCAAAGCCAUUCCAGGAAACUGGAACGUCUCCUCACUCAAAAUGUAUAUGUCCUAG
Molecule: messenger RNA, 5079 nt
Organism: Arachis stenosperma
Lineage: Eukaryota; Viridiplantae; Streptophyta; Magnoliopsida; Fabales; Fabaceae
Exons: 1
Coding region: 1-5079 (1692 amino acids)
Biological process (GO): DNA integration
Molecular function (GO): nucleic acid binding; RNA-DNA hybrid ribonuclease activity
Source: RefSeq, a predicted model, not a curated record